AUGGUCAACGACGGGACAUCCUCGGCUCUGGUUGCCGAUAUCCUGGUGCUGGUGAAAAACAACGUUGUUUUAUUCCUUGUGCUUUUAGUUCUUUCACGCUGCAUCUAUCAUCGCUACUUCCACCCACUUUCCAAAUACCCCGGCCCGUUGGCGUGCUCCUGUACUCGUCUUUGGAAAGCAUGGAGUGUGUACAACGGUCACACGGAACUUGACUUUAUCGACUUGCACAGAAAAUAUGGAAGUAUUGUGCGGGUUGCGCCCAAUGAGCUUUCCUUCGCAUCACCAAAAGCCGCGCACGAUAUUCUUGCCCCUGGAAAUGGCUUCACGAAGACCGAAUUCUACAAAGCCUUUCCCCCGAAACAUGCACCAGAUAUCUUCACAGAGACCCGGGAAUGGAAACAUGCCGCUAUGAAACGUGUGGCUGUGGUCCCGUAUAGCCUAGCCAGCGUGCAGAAGAUGAGCCCAUGGAUCGAAGACGUGCAAAAUGAAUUUAUUGCUAAAAUCGGCGAGUAUGCGGACUCCGGGAGAGUUUGUGAUCUGGGUGACCUGCUCCAUUAUUUUGCCUUUGAUGUAAUCGGAGAGUUUGCAUUUUCACAGCGCUACGGUUUUGUGGCACAAGAGAGAGACAUCGGAGGUACCAUUAAAUUAAUUGAUAACGUGCAAUGGUAUGACGGCAUCGUCGGCCAGGUCCCUGAGCUACGACAUGUGCUACGAGAAAGCCCCGUGUUCCAAUAUCUCUUGACAUUGUUGAGUCCUCCGCAGGUCACUCAAAUGGCUUUGGGUGAAAUUGCGAAAAGAAAAAAGAACAAGACUGAUGGAUUCUUCCUCGAGCCUGAACGGCGAGAUCUGCUGGGCCAACUGAUGGAAGGCAGUGCUAGAGACCCAGGGAAAUUCUCGGAGAUGGAUGUCUUCUCCGUCGCUCAUGGUGCGAUAGGUGCUGGUGCUGAUUCUACUGCGUCUACAAUGCAAUCAUUCUUUCAUUUCAUCCUAUCCAAUCCGGAAAUACAUCGCAAACUGAGCGAAGAGAUUCGUGGAGCCCAUCUAUCGCCCAAUGUCACAUGGGCAGAAGCACAAGAUUUGCCGUAUUUCCAGGCGUGUCUGUUGGAGGCCAUGCGAUUGAGGCCAGCCGUUGGACUGAGCAUUCCUCGAUACGUUCCAAAGGGAGGUGCGAUGAUUGACGGCACGAACUACCCAGGAGGAAUCGUGGCAUCAAUAAACGGCUGGGCAGUUCAUCGUGAUGCUCUUUUCGGCGACAACGUCGACCAGUUUCGGCCCGAAAGAUGGCUUUCCGGCGAUGUCAGGGAUAUGAAGAAGCAUAUGUAUCAGUUUGGGGGCGGCGGACAUCUUUGCAUUGGACGGAACCUCGCACAAUUUGAGAUGAACAAAAUCAUUCCACAACUUCUGGAGAACUUUGAUUUUGAGCUUGUGUAUCCUGGAAGGCCGGUGAAGUCCCACUCAACGUUCUUUGUGGUCCAGAGCGGUCUGGAGGUCUUUGUUAGGCGGAGAAAAUAG
Molecule: messenger RNA, 1512 nt
Organism: Cladophialophora psammophila CBS 110553
Lineage: Eukaryota; Fungi; Ascomycota; Eurotiomycetes; Chaetothyriales; Herpotrichiellaceae
Exons: 4
Coding region: 1-1512 (503 amino acids)
Molecular function (GO): heme binding; monooxygenase activity; oxidoreductase activity, acting on paired donors, with incorporation or reduction of molecular oxygen
Source: RefSeq, a predicted model, not a curated record